Molecule: messenger RNA, 1610 nt
Organism: Musca vetustissima
Lineage: Eukaryota; Metazoa; Arthropoda; Insecta; Diptera; Muscidae
Gene: emp
Product: scavenger receptor class B member 1
Exons: 7
Coding region: 51-1610 (519 amino acids)
Cellular component (GO): membrane; cytoplasm
Molecular function (GO): scavenger receptor activity
Source: RefSeq, a predicted model, not a curated record
UCUAUUUUUUUUGUUUUCUUUGCAGCUAAUAAUUAUAUGACAUAUUUACUAUGAAUGGACAAAAGCACAAACUUUGCACAAAACUCUCCAGCACAUAUCUGAGAAAAUGGUGGUGCACAAUUGGCGUCUCCGUCAUCUUACUGAUCUUGGGCAUCCUGGUGGCCUGUCAGUUUUAUGCCUUAAUUAAUACGGUCAUAAAUUAUCAGGUGGCAUUGAGACCGGGUGGCCAAACCUAUGGCUGGUGGGCAAAGCCCCCAGUAGAGCCCAGAAUUUCCGUUUACGUCUACAAUGUGACAAAUGCCAAUGAAUUUUUGAGUAAUGGCAGCAAACCGAUUGUCGAUGAAGUUGGACCCUAUGUUUAUACUGAAUCCUGGGAAAAAGUCAAUAUCGUACAAAACGACAACGGCACCCUCACCUAUAGUCUCAAGAAAAUAUAUGUCUUCCGUGAAGAAUUGUCAGUGGGUUCCGAUGAUGACGUGGUCAUUGUUCCCAACAUACCCAUGUUGAGUGCCACCUCUCAGAGUAAACAUGCUGCAAGAUUUUUACGUCUAGCCAUGGCCAGUAUUAUGGAUAUUUUGAAAAUUAAACCCUUCGUCCAAGUAUCCGUCGGUCAACUACUGUGGGGCUAUGAAGAUCCCCUAUUGAAAUUGGCCAAGGAUGUGGUGCCCAAGGAACAAAAACUGCCCUAUGAAGAAUUCGGUUUGAUGUAUGGCAAAAAUGGUACAUCGGCGGAUCGUGUCACUAUCUUCUCGGGCGUUGAUGAUAUCACCAAAUUUGGCAUUAUCGAUAAAUACAAUGGCCGUUCCCAUUUGCAACACUGGCUCACCGAUGAAUGUAAUGUGUUGAAUGGUACCGAUGGUUCGAUUUUCCCACCCCACAUUACCGAAGAUCGUGUCUUGCAUAUUUACGAUAAGGAUUUGUGCCGUUUGAUGCCUUUGGUAUUCGAAAAGGAAGUCAUCACGAAGGGUGAUGUUAAGGGUUAUCGUUUCUCACCACCCACAAAUGUUUUUGCUGAUGUUAACUCCAAUCCCGAUAAUAUGUGCUUCUGCCCUGCCGGACAACCUUCAUGUUCGCCCAAUGGAUUGUUCAAUGUUUCGUUGUGUCAAUAUGAUUCUCCCAUUAUGCUAAGCUUCCCCCAUUUCUAUUUGGCCGAUGAUAGUUUGCGCACAGCUGUCGAAGGUAUUUCUCCACCCGAAAGAGAGAAGCAUCAAUUGUUCCUUGAUGUGCAACCUGACAUGGGUACCACAUUGAGAGCCCGUGCUCGUGUACAAAUCAACUUGGCCGUCAGUCAGGUUGUUGACAUCAAACAAGUUGCCAAUUUCCCCGAUAUUGUCUUCCCCAUUCUCUGGUUCGAGGAGGGUAUUGACUAUUUGCCCGAUGAAAUUACCGAUUUGAUGAAAUUCGCCACAACUGUACCACCCAAAAUUCAGGUCAUCCUGACCAUAGUAUUCUUUGCUGUGGGUGCUUUACUGCUGUUGAUUUCUGUGUUCUGUUUGAUACGCAAAUCCCAUCGACAGAGCACCUUACAUUUGGAGGGUUCAAAUUAUUUGGCCACUGCCCAGGUGGAUGCACAGAAGAAAAAGACAAAAGAACAAAAACAAAAGCAUUAG